Messenger RNA from Capsicum annuum, 771 nucleotides. Its product is annotated as chaperone protein dnaJ 11, chloroplastic. NCBI's taxonomy places the organism in Eukaryota, Viridiplantae, Streptophyta, Magnoliopsida, Solanales, Solanaceae. The record is from RefSeq and is a predicted model, not a curated record. The transcript has a single exon. Bases 110 to 580 code for a protein of 156 amino acids.
CGGUUUAAGAUUCCCUCGUUUUAUUAACACUUUUUUCCUUCGUAUAAAUACCUCUUUCCCACUUCUUUUUUCACCCGUAUUUAAAAAUAAAAUCAAAAUUCAUUUUCCGAUGGUACAAUCCCUAACCCUAAUUUCCCCAAUUUACUUCCCCUUUCCCCGCGAAAAAUCCUCCACCGCCGCGGCGGCCGUCACGGUGGUCCGAUCUAACCGCCGUGCACCGUACACCGGAAUAUGUGCAGCUGCCGUAGCGGAGGUUCCGAUUAAGACGGAGAGGAGAUCGGUGAGUUUAUACGACGUGUUGCGAGUUAAAAGAGAUGCAUCAGCUAAAGAGAUUAAAGCUGCGUACCGGCAUUUAGCGAAAUUGUAUCAUCCUGAUUCUGCUGCUGCUACUUUGCCGGAGGAAGUUUCCGAUGGCCGGAAUUUCAUUGAGAUUCAUGAUGCUUAUGUUACGCUUUCUGAUCCUUCAGCUAGAGCUUUGUAUGAUCUUAAGUUAACCGUAGGUUCCCGACGGCGAGGUGUUUCUCGGACCGGGUCCGGGUUUUACCCGACCCGGAGAUGGGAAACGGAUCAAUGCUGGUGAUAUUGGGGCCCACUUUUCUCCGCUUUUACGCUGUAAUUUUUUGUUAAGUGGAAUUUAGAUGGAGAUUUGUAGCUUAGUGUAUAUACUGAAUUUUAUUUUUUUUGGUUCAGCUUGUAGUUGAGCUAAUUUGCAAAUAUGAAAAGGAAAAAAAAAAAAAAGAGAAAUGAAAAAAUUUUUCUUUGACGAACAAA